AUGACGCCUACACCGCCAUCCACCACCUCAUCCAGUGUCUCAGCCCAUUCUCCGGAAUUUAGAGUUAUUCGCAAGCGAAAUCGGGUACCUCUAUCCUGCGCACCGUGCCGCAACAGGAAGCUGAAAUGUAACCGCUCACACCCAUGCGAGAACUGUGUCAAACGCGGCGACGCAGCAUCCUGUAACUAUGCCCAAGCGAGCACCCGCAAAAAGAACCAGCCCCAACAGGCAUCGCCUACCUCUCCAGAUGAUAUGCAGAAUCGCAUCGAUCGCUUGGAGGGCCUAGUUCUAUCCUUGAUGACCAAUGGAAACCAGUCAGCUGGUCCCGCAGCAGCCCUAGCUGCCAUCUCAGGAGAGAGUAGCGCAGGGUCCACGGGCCUCUCGAACGAGAUCGACGUGGAUGCCGUUGAUGAUGAUGCUGAGGGAAACCUCGAGGAAAGCGAUACAGAGCAGGUGACCAAAUCGUUUGGAGUUAUGAAGAUGGACAACAACAAGUCUUACUACAUCAGUGAAGCUCACUGGGCCUCUGUAUUGAAUGAUAUUGCCGAAGUACGAAAUUUCUUCUCAUCACACAAGAAGCAAAUCGAGGAGCAUGCCGAGAAAGUUAAAGCCGCGCGCCCGCGCACUGAUGUCCCGGGGUCGACUUUGCUUUUUGGCGUCAUGAAGCCCUUGAGUCGGGCAGAGAUUAUGGCCUCGGUGCCUUCAAAAUACACCACAGACAUCCUUGUCGCUCGUUACUUCAACAGCUAUGACCCCGCCACUCACAUUCUACACGCUCCAACCUUCCAAGCACAGUAUAACAAGCAUUGGGAAGAUCCCUCCCAAACGGAAGUGGUAUGGAUCGCGAUGCUCUUUGCCAUGAUGCGACUAGCAAUGCUCUCGUAUCACCGAGAAGGCGACGAGCCUCCUGAGUUUCGAGGCAAAGCUAUGGACAUGGCUGGAUCCUUCCGAAAUUCAGUUGCGCAGUGCUUGACCCUGGCCGACUACACAAAACCCCACCCGUUCCUUAUCGAAUGCCUCGUCUUCCAUUUACAUGGUGACUUCUCGCAAACGCGGGACGCAGACGUCUCAGUCUGGGUUCUGGCGGGUGUUAUUUGCCGCUUGGCGAUGCGCAUGGGAUAUCACCGUGACUCGAAGAUGUUCCCCAACAUCACUCCCUUCCAGGGCGAGAUGCGGCGACGAGUAUGGUCAUUUGUGCGACAAGCAGAUCUCUUGUUCUCAUUCCAGGUUGGCAUGCCGAGCAUGCUUCGCUCCGCUGAUAGUGAUACAGAGCUGCCGCGGAAUUUGUAUGAUGAUGACUUCGAUGAGGAUUGCAAAGAGCUGCCUCCGCCUCGCCAACUGAGCGAGCCGACCCCUAUCUCCUAUCUGAUCACCAAGUGUCGCUUGUCGUGCGCAUUUGGUCGGGUCAACGAACAAGCGUCUUCGGUUUCGUCUUCGUCGUAUGAUAAGGUCAUGGAGAUAGAUGCCGAUCUUCGUCGUGCCCGCGACUUGAUUCCAGAUCAUUUGCGUAUUCGACCAAUUGAGGAUUGUCAUUUGGAUCCUGUCAACCUCAUUAUGUCGCGCUUUUCCGUGAUGACCAUCUACCACAAAGCACAAUGUGUGCUCCACCGCCCAUUUAUCGUGCGCGCUCGAGAAAACCCACGUUUUACCUACUCCCGCCGAACAUGUAUCGACUCCGCUCUCGAGAUGCUCGAGUUUCAGGCGAUCCUACGCGCAGAAACGCGCGAGGGACGCCUUCGCGGUCGCUCGAACAUCGUCAGCGCUAUGAACUCUGCCGACUUCCUUCUUGCUGCUACCAUUGUGUGUCUGGACUUGUAUCAGGGCUACCAGCUGCAGGCCUCGGGACGCCCAUCCGGCGACACCUACACUUGGGGCCGCGAGCGGCGCGACGAGAUGAUGGCGGCGAUCCAGCGCUCGAGAGAGAUCUGGGACGAAUUGCGCGACGAAAGCAUAGACGCGUGGAAGGCAAGCAAUCUGCUUGGGGUCAUGCUCGCGAAGCUGCACAGCAUCCCGGGCCUUGAGAACGGCUCCGGGGCUGUGCCGGCUAUGUUUGAGCCACAGGAUGAGAAGCAGAACGCGGCGAUGACUCUUGGCCUGCUGAGCAGUGGCAUGAGCCCGAUGAACCCGGGCCCGCCGCCUUUCACGGACCCGAUGUUCAAGUUGGAUUCUCCGAUGCCUACCUCCGGGGUUGGGGCGCCCUCGGCUGAAAUGCCGGGGCCUCUCUCACCGUUUAGUAGCAUGUUCGGAACAAUGCCGGACAUGCAAGUUAACCUUGACUGGGAUGCCUGGGAUACAUACAUUCAAAACCCGACUUUCGAUACAUCAAAUCAAUUCUGGCCCAUGAUGGACCCCCAGCAACAACCAACGCCCCAGAGUGUCGGCAUGACCCAGCCUCCCUUGUCCAGUCCUCUAGGUACCACACGAGUACCGUCGAUGUUGAAUGGCGCAACGACGCAGCGCGUUCCGAAUAUUUAUUCUCCACCAUCGACGUCGCCUGAUAGCGGUACAACGUAUUGCUGGCGCCGAGCUUCAUCGCGGCUUCCCAGCCCCUCCUUGCCUUCGACCUGCAUAAUUGUUACACGAUCAAUAUCACGAUGCGCAGUUACUCCCUGCUCUAUCUCCCCGCUCCCUUCCCAAACCACAUAUCGUCCGGCUGUUCAGACCCGAUGGUACUCGAAUAAAGACCUUGCGCCGCCGCCGCCGCAGCAAAAGGAGCAGAAUACCCCAAUUUUGAAGGAAGAAAGCAUCCAACAAUCGAAUAAUGAGCCAUCGAAACGGAAAACACGCCAUAGGCUCCUGGAUGAGCAGACCGUCACCGCAGCAGCGGCUAAUGAAACCGUCUAUGUGGGCAACCUUUUCUACGACAUUACCGCCGAGGACCUGCGAGCGCAUAUGGAACAAUUCGGCACGGUCUUGCAUGCUAUAAUCACCCAUGAUAAUCGAGGUCUUAGCAAAGGAUUCGGCUACGUCCAAUUUAACACGGUCGAAGAAGCCUCCAACGCCGUCAAAAACCAGCACCUCAAAGUCCUUGAAGGCCGACAAGUUGUUGUGCAGUUUGCUCGAAGCCAGAUCGACUAUCGCAAGCGGAGCCACCCUCCAUCGGAUGUGCUCUUCAUCGGAGGCAUCCCAUUCGAGUUCACGGAUCGCGACCUACAAGAUCUCUUUAGCGAUGUCACCCUCACGACCGAUAUUCGAAUCCCUGUGGACCGGCGUUCGGGGAUGCCGCGGGGCUUCGCCCAUGCGGAAUUCAUCAAUACGGAAGCUGCUAUGCGAGCCAAGGAGAUUCUGUCUCGCAAGGCGCCUUACGGCCGAAAGUUGACCGUUGAGUUCACACACAAGAGACGGGUUGGAUUUAUGGAGCCUCAGCUAGAUCCUGUGCACCAGGGUCAACUCGAGCGGGAAAGAGACGUUCGGCGGUCGCGGAGGGAGAGGCGAGCACAGGAGGCGGGCAAGAUGGUGGAGGAUGUGGAGCGGGAAGCGGAAUUGAACGUGGAGUCGGACCAGCUGCAGCAGACUCAGCAGGGGAUUCACAAAACGGAGAAGCAGCCGUAG
This is a messenger RNA of Penicillium macrosclerotiorum, 3552 nucleotides long. RefSeq lists its product as uncharacterized. The transcript is spliced from 7 exons. The record is from RefSeq and is a predicted model, not a curated record. Bases 1 to 3552 code for a protein of 1183 amino acids. Gene Ontology annotation, cellular component: nucleus. Gene Ontology annotation, molecular function: RNA polymerase II cis-regulatory region sequence-specific DNA binding; DNA-binding transcription activator activity, RNA polymerase II-specific; RNA binding. NCBI's taxonomy places the organism in Eukaryota, Fungi, Ascomycota, Eurotiomycetes, Eurotiales, Aspergillaceae. Gene Ontology annotation, biological process: DNA-templated transcription; regulation of transcription by RNA polymerase II.